This is a messenger RNA of Vespa mandarinia (Asian giant hornet), 2450 nucleotides long. RefSeq lists its product as uncharacterized. NCBI's taxonomy places the organism in Eukaryota, Metazoa, Arthropoda, Insecta, Hymenoptera, Vespidae. The record is from RefSeq and is a predicted model, not a curated record.
AGAACGAUGUGGGAGUGAAAAUGUAGGAGAGAAGAGAAGGAGGAAAGUCAGGUGAAGCUCGGUAUGGAGGUACCUUCGGCACGAGGCAAAUGGGUGGCAGAAGGGUGGUUUAUCGACCAGGACGCGAACCUCGAGAAGCUCAGUAUUCGCGGGACCACCACUCCGUUAAAACGGUCGCGCGCUAGACAAACAUUUUCCGUGAUAUCUUUCUCUUCUUUAUUUGCCUUGUAACAAAGAGAGAAAGAAGAGAAGAAUUAAGAAGAAAGAAAUAAUAAAAGAAAUUCAAAGAGAAGAUCAAGGAGUGUCCGAUGCGAGUAUCAUCGAACUUUUAGACCAUCUUUCCUUGGUGAAGCGCGCGAAUUUUACAAAAGGAAUCACGACGUAGAGAUAAAAGCUCUUGCUCAUCAAAGAUGAUUACGGCAUUACCAGUUCCAUCUGUAAAGGUCUUCCACAAAACUUAUUAUCAAGAGAAGGGAACAAGAAUAGGAAACAGCCAACCGGGAAGUCCAUUGGCAGAAAGCGAGGCAGUUUUAGCAUUGGUCGACAAAGAACCUCCUGAAUAUUAUUUUUGUGGAAAGGUAAAUUCUCUCCACGUUGUCGUGGGAUCUUUACUUUUUGGAGCCGUUGUACUCGUCGUCGGGUUAGUUCAGCUUGCACCUGGAGCCGAAGCCGCACAAAAUUCGGCCGUAUUGAUAGCGGCUGGAUGCGGCCUUCUCGUAGUUGGUGUUUUAUUGGCGCCUCUUCGAGCUCUCUGUAUCAGAAGACAAAAGGCUGUUCAAAAGGAGGGUACACAUCAGCGAAGUAUCACCAGCAUAGACAAACUACUUUCUCAAAACAGAGAUUUCACUGUCCUGACACCGGACGAAUUGGAGGAUCUCGUGGGAAGGCCGGCCUCAAGCUUGGAGAACAACAAAACGAGUUCGAAACAAGUUCGAAAUACCUAGGUAUUGUCAGCCUCGAAGAAGGCAAUGCCUUCGUCGCCGACGUGUUCGAACACAGCAUCCUCAUCUACAUCACCAGGAACGAGCUCCUCCAUUCUUUACACUCAUCGUUUCGACUCACGCGAGCACAGUCUCGUUUGAAAGAAAGCUUGAAGGCUUGAUCAAAGAGAGCUUGGAAAUCAUUCGAUCUCCAUUUUAUCGUUUUUUGCUAAAUUGGAAAAGAGUGAUUGGAUUAAAAAGAGAAAAGAAAAUUACGACGACGACGACGACGACGACGAAGCACAUAAAAGGAUAAUUCAUUUAACAAUUAACGUUACUAUAUUCGAUCGUCUAAUGAUUUAUUACUCAAUUUUCUCUGUUAGUAUUACGCAUCUAACGUGUGAUACUAUCUUCGUUUACGACCAAUUGGCGUCUUACUUGAUUAUUAUUAUGGUUUCGGGUCCAACGUGGAAAAACGUACGUUUCUGAUAUAUCGAUCUAUUAUCGGCACAUUCGUAUUCCCAUUGGUAUAUAAACCGAAUCGUUCUACGUCAAACGAUGCAAUAUUAAUUAAUGCAAUAUUAUUAAAUUCUCAACAUUGUAUUUUUUACGCCGAUGAAUAUAAAAAAAAAAGGAAAAAAAAAUUCUCUUCUACGAAAGUUUCGAAAUUUUAUCCCAAUUAUUUCCAAAUUGAUGAGACUUUUUUAUUAGAUAAUAUUAUUUUUACGCAGCUCAAUUAAAUCAACAGACAAUUAAAAUUUCACAAUAAUUCAAGUGAAAAAGUUAAAAUAAUGUAAAUCAGUUAAUUGUAAGAUAAACAGAAUUGAGUAAGUCUAUAAUAUUAUUAAUAAUAAAAAUAAUAAUAAUAAUAAUAAUAAUAAUAAUAAUAAUAAUAAUAAUAAUAAGCACGCAGGGGCCUAAGCCUAAUACCUAUCAAUAAUUUAGCUUAUGAAAUAACGGGGAUAAUUUAUAAAUUGCAUAAAUAAAUCGUUUCCUUGCAUUUGAAGUCAUAAACAUUUCAUCGUUAAAUCAUAAAUGCAGUCAGCUGUUAUUUCAGAAUACUCAUCAAUUCAGAAUGAUCUAUGAAGAUAAAAUUAGAUUCAAUCAAAACAUAGAGCCCACUAAAGUUGGCAAGUUUAACUUUUGAAAUCGAUUGAAAAUCGAAUCGAUUGACGUAGAAUGGCUCGGACAGAGAAACGAUACGUCGAUGAUUUAAGAUAAUUUGAGAUUAAAGAGCGGGUUUUUUUUUUCUUUCCUUCAAAAAAGAAUUCAUUACAUAAAAUAAAGUCGCUUUAAUAUCGUCAUCAUUGAACGCGAAUAUUCACGAAUGAAAUUUCUUUUUUGAAGAAAAGAAGAAAAGGGAAAAAAGUAACGCGCUAAUUUGGCAAGGGUAGUCAAUGAUCGACCAAUCAAAGAUUGACUUCCCUUCGUCGUACGUUGUUCAAGUUGCGGUCCACUCUUUGUGUUCCAAGAAAAAAAAAAGGAAAAAAAAAAGAAAAAUAAAAUGUAUCAAAAAAAAAACAAAAAAAA